This is a messenger RNA of Cygnus olor (mute swan), 2327 nucleotides long. It is a transcript of the gene PDZK1, whose product is annotated as PDZ domain containing 1. The transcript has 8 exons. The record is from RefSeq and is a predicted model, not a curated record. Gene Ontology annotation, molecular function: protein-membrane adaptor activity; signaling receptor binding. Gene Ontology annotation, cellular component: apical plasma membrane. Gene Ontology annotation, biological process: protein localization to plasma membrane. Lineage: Eukaryota; Metazoa; Chordata; Aves; Anseriformes; Anatidae. Bases 1 to 1560 code for a protein of 519 amino acids.
AUGACUUCUGUUCUCCACCCCCGAGAAUGUAAAGUGACCAGAAAAAAACAAAAGAGCUAUGGAUUCUCCCUGCGUAUUGAGAAGGACACAGCAGGACAUCUCAUCCGCAAUGUGGAAAAGAACAGUCCAGCUGAAAAGGCUGGCUUGAAGGAUGGAGACAGAGUCCUCAGGGUUAACGGCUUGUUUGUAGACAAGGAGGAACAUACACAGGUGGUGGAGAUUGUGAAGAACAGUGGGAAUUCUGUUGUACUUCUUGUUCUGGAUGAAGCAUCCUAUAAAAGGGCAGAAAAGGAGGGAGUGAACUUGGAAGACCUGGGUCAAAAGGUGUCAAGAGGACAGCAGCAAAAGCAGCAGGCCACACCACCCAUGGCCAAUGGAGCAAUCACUUCAGCUCCACAACCCCGGCUCUGCUACUUAGUGAAGGAGGAGAAGGGCUAUGGCUUCUCCCUGAAAACCACAGAAGGUAAGAACGGGCUGUUCCUAGUAGAUCUGUCAUCACAAGGAGCAGCUGCCAAGGCUGGUGUCCAGAAUAACGAUCGCCUGAUUGAAAUCAAUGGAAAAAAUGUGGAAAAUGACACACACGAGGAAGUGGUGGAAAAGGUAAAGAAUUCUGGAAAUCACAUAAUGUUUCUAGUUUCAAAUGAAGAAACAGACCACUAUUACACAAGCCAGAAGAUGACAUUGAACAGAGAGAGAGCCAACCUAGAACUGCUUCCCCUCAAACCGCGACUUAUUGAGCUCCAGAAAGGAGAAAAUGGUUAUGGCUUUUAUCUACGUAUGGAACAAAACACCGGUGAUCAUGUAAUCAAGGAUGUUGAUUCCAGGAGCCCAGCAGCCAAGGCGGGUCUCAAAGAUAAUGAUAUCUUAGUAGCUGUCAAUGGCGAGCGAGUGGAUGCUUUGGAUCAUGAGAGUGUAGUGGGAAAGAUUAAGCAAUCUGAGAACAAACCCACACUACUGGUAGUGGAUAAGGAGACUGACGCCAUGUACAAACUGGCUCAGAUUUCUCCUUAUUCAUACUACAACAGAGGAAAAGAUCCAACUCCAGCUAAAACGGAGGAAAAAGUGGAGUUGCACAGUGAGCAGAAAGUGAACCACAAGCCAAGAAUCUGCAAGAUGGUGAAAGGGCCUAGUGGAUUUGGCUUCAGUUUAAACAUGGCCAAGAACAAACCUGGACUCUUUAUUAACGAGGUACAAAGCCAUGGACCAGCUGACACAGCAGGUGUAGAAAAUAAUGACUUUUUGGUGGAAGUGAAUGGGGUGAAUGUGAUGAAUGAGUCCUAUGACAAAGUGGUGGCAAGAAUCCAAAGUAGUGGUGACAAACUAACAGUACUGGUGUGCAGCAAAGAUGCUUACAAAUACUUCCAGGACCAGAACAUUCCCAUCACAGCCUCUAUGGCAGAUCCAAUCCACGACACUUCUGAACCUGCUGCUUAUACAGAAACCACGCCAGCAGAGUUGGAGCGAACCUCACCUGAACCAAGAGAAAGGGCAAGCUCAUCCUCUUCUUCACAUUCAGUUGCCUCAGCAGGAACAGACAACAGCGACGACACAAAGUUCUGAGGAGUCAAAUUAUGAUGAGAAUAAAAAGUCUUCCAAAUACUCUUUCUUCAAUCAUUCUUUCUUACUACACCUCCAGGACCCGACUACCCCUAGGAGUCCUCCAUACCCAUAAGGGACCACAAUAACUUGCUGAAAUGCAGCUGCCUGUAAUAAGCACUUCAGUGUAACCUGCAGUCAUUUAACAUGCUGCAAUUGGCUUUCUACUUUGUAAAGUAGGGAGUCAGUCAUUUACAUCCGUAAAGGCUUUAAUAAGUAGAGGUAUACAGUUAAGUAUGCUGUAGCAAAGGGAGAAAACAUUUCAUAAAUUCAUAAGUAUUUGAGCCUUUUAAGGAUAAGCUCUUAAUAAAGAGCAUCUGUUUUCUUGCCAUCUCCCAGGAGGCAGUUCUCUUUCUAAUCCAAGCCCGUCAACUCGAUCUCGGUGGCGACUAUCUGUGCUAUAUUUAUGGCAGUACAACCGCUGUGAUAUGUACAACCGCUGAUGUACACUGUCUAUUACACUCCUUUCUCCUACUAACACUGCAGAAAUUUCUUUCAAACAUUAAGGUAACUUCAUAAUUUGUAACACAAAAUCUUUAAGCACUAUUCUCUCUGUCUACAGUUGUGGAUCGUGGUAGUUAGAAGUGUAAUUCAGUCACGCAAGUUUGUCUCACUCCAAGUUAACACCACAUUGUCUUGGAUGUGACAUAAAUAGCUCUGUGAUACUGCUAUUGUACGCUUUGCCUCCUUCCUGUACACCAAAGACAAUACAGAAAUAAACUGUUUAUAAA